Molecule: messenger RNA, 1016 nt
Organism: Triticum dicoccoides
Lineage: Eukaryota; Viridiplantae; Streptophyta; Magnoliopsida; Poales; Poaceae
Product: protein PELPK1-like
Exons: 1
Coding region: 57-824 (255 amino acids)
Source: RefSeq, a predicted model, not a curated record
AGCAAGGAGAACGCACACCAUAUUCUUCUUGAUUAGUUCAGCGAUCGAAGCCAGCCAUGGCUUCCGGGAUCGCCAGCAUGUCGUCCUCUCUUGCGGUGCUCCUCCUCGGCGUGCUGCUGCUCUCCCGCAGCAGCGUCGGCAACGCGGCGCGGCACCUGGAGGAGGCGGAGUACCCACCGGUACCCAAGCCGGACGUGCCGCCACCGUUGCCUGUACCGAAGGUGCUGCCGAAGCCGGGGCUGCCACCGCUGCCCGCACCUGAGGAGCAGCCCAAUCCGGAGCUGCCGCCGUUGCCCACACCGGACGUGUUGCCAGAGCCGCCGUUGCCCGCACCCGACGUGCUGCCGAAGCCGGGGCUGCCCACACCUAACGUGCAGCCCAAACCGGAGUUGCCGCCGUUGCCCAAACCGGAGGUGCCCAAACCUGACGUGGAACCGAAGCCAGAGCUGCCACCCGUGCCCAAGGGUGAGGAGCCACCGAAGACGGAGCUGCCGCCGCCGCCAACAGGUGGGAUCCCACCAAAGCCGGUUUCGCCGCCUCUUCCUACAGGUGAGCUUCCGCCCAAGCCCGAGACAGACGAGCCAUCGAAGCCAGAGCAGCCUCCACUUCCGACCGGAGAGAUUCCACCGAAGCCAGAGGUCGAGCUGCCACCCAAGACAGAGGAGCCACCGAAGCCGGAGCUGCCGCCGCCUCCGACCGGUGACCUUCCACCGAAGCCGGACGUCGGGCUGCCACUGAAGCCAGACCUGCCGCCGCUCCCUACCAGUGAGCUUCCACCGACGGCGCAGCCGCCACUGCCGAAUCCCGCGGAACCAAAACCAUGAUCACUCAACCACCGACGAAUCCAUGCAUGGUCCAUGAUAUGUUUGAGUCCUGUGUCCAUUAUGACGAGCUACCGUGGCAUGCCUGACACCCGUGAUUUGUUUGUACUACGUCGUACCUGCUGAGCUAUUGGGAGUGUUUGAGAUCUUAUUAUGCAUACAUAUAUAAUAAAAUGGAUUUUCGUUCGUGUGUAA